Messenger RNA from Patella vulgata (common limpet), 4156 nucleotides. Its product is annotated as feline leukemia virus subgroup C receptor-related protein 2. The transcript has 11 exons. Gene Ontology annotation, cellular component: membrane. Gene Ontology annotation, biological process: transmembrane transport; heme export. Bases 303 to 1817 code for a protein of 504 amino acids. Gene Ontology annotation, molecular function: heme transmembrane transporter activity; heme binding. The record is from RefSeq and is a predicted model, not a curated record. Lineage: Eukaryota; Metazoa; Mollusca; Gastropoda; Patellidae.
UGUAGCAUGCGCAUAUAGCAAAAUAAACAAUCAUGGGUCCAUCAUUUCGUAUCAAAAUGUCGAGACUGUGGACUGUGGACCCGAUAAGAAUAUUUACAUAAAAAUGUUGGAUUCCACAUAAAAAUAGUUUCUAUGGUAACGGGUCAGGCGAGUUGGGCACGACUGGUCGAUGGUAGAAGUGUACAGUGGCAAAACGACCGCACAGCCAAGUAUCGUGUCAGACUAAACUAUGGCCGCGAUGUGAGCACUUUGUUCGGCUUAUUCAUUCAUACAGAGUAUAACUUAUUCUUUAUUGAUCCAAUAUGGGUCAAGCUGUUAGAAAAUCUAAAAAUACCCCAGCGGCAGAAAAAGGCGAUGUUAGUUUACUGCAACCGACGCCGACCAGUACACCAACGUCAGAAACGCCGAUAGAGUUGGAGAUUCAUCCUCAAGUUUAUUUUAAAAGAUGGUUUAUGUUAGCGUUGUUUUGUAUAUAUUCGUUUAGUAAUGCUUAUCAGUGGAUCCAUUUAAAUAUAAUAGCCAAUGUUAUACUUCGUUUUUACAAUGAAAGUCUUCCUGCAGACUCUUUUCAACAAGAGACAGCUAUCGACUGGCUGUCUAUGAUUUAUAUGCUAGCGUAUAUACCUUUAAUAUUUCCAGCCGCUUGGUUAUUAGACAAAAAGGGUUUAAGAAUAUGUCAUAUAUUAGGUUCAUUAUUGAAUGCUGUGGGUGCUUGGAUGAAAUGUGCCAGUGUGACCCCAGAUCGAUUCCCCGUGCUCAUGGCUGCCCAGACAAUAUGUGCCAUAGCUCAAAUAUGGGUGCUUGGUAUUCCGGCCAGAUUAGCAGCCGUGUGGUUUGGACCAAACCAAGUAUCAACAGCGACAUCUAUGGGUGUAUUUGGAAAUCAGAUAGGAGUUGCUGUGGGGUUCCUGUUACCGCCAGUAUUAGUGCCAAAUUCUGAAAAUCUGGAGACAGUUGGCCACAAUAUGACUAUUAUGUUUUAUGGUGGUGCAUCAGUUACUACGGCUUUAUUUUUUACCAUUUUAAUAUUAUUUAAGGACAAACCGCCCAAACCCCCUAGUGUAGCUCAGAUGUUGGCUGUUCAAGCUGCAGAGAAUGAGAAAUAUUUAUCAUCAUUGGUUCGAUUGUUCAAAAAUAAAAGUUUUAUGUUGCUCAUGGUCUCCUAUGGUAUGAAUACGGGGUCGUAUUAUGCUAUUGGAACAUUAUUAAACGCUGUCGUGCUUCAUUAUUUCCCAAAUGAAGAGAUGAAAGCUGGUCAGAUUGGUUUAACCAUUAUACUGUCUGGUGUGGCAGGAUCUAUACUGGCUGGUAUCUGGCUAGAUAAGACUAGAACUUUCAAAUCUACAUCCCUAGGUAUUUAUAUCUUAUCUAUGGCUGGAAUGGUAGCUUUUACCUUUACCAUGAACCUUGGUCAUAUAUGGAUAGUCUUUAUUACCGCCGGUUCUUUAGGGUUUUUUAUGACGGGAUAUCUACCAGUUGGGUUUGAAUUUGCUGCUGAACUAACGUAUCCGGAAUCGGAAGGCACUUCUUCUGGUCUAUUAAAUGCUUGCGCCCAGUUUUUCGGUAUUAUUUGUACAAUUGGUAUGAGGGCUAUUAUGAAUAAAAUCAGUGUACUAGGAGCCAAUAUAGCUGUAGCCAUUCUUUUAUUAGUGGGAUCCAUUAUGACAGCUAUCAUUCGAGCAGAUUACAGACGCCAGAAAGCUGGAGAUGAUUUUGUGAAGCGAACAGACCAUGUAGAUAUCGAUUUACCAAAGCAGAAUGGUGUUCCAGAAAUACGGGCUAGUUUGGUUGAUUUACAAGAACGAUCUAAUUACUGAUGUCACUCGGUUGAAAUGAAAUGCCGAAUUCUCCCAGUCUGCAGUGAAUAAGUUACGACGUGAUCCUGUAUAAAUCAAUGUCCCCCUUAAUAUUUUCCAUGUCAUAAGGAUUGACGCUAAUGCUCAAUGGUGUUUUUGAAGUGAUAAAAUCAAAUAUUGUUUGACCUACAAUCAAAAUAUUAGAAAAAAAGGUAUAUUCAUAAUCAUGUCAAAUACACUCAUCGUCUUGUUAUCAAGCUAGAGGCUAGAUUUGAAAAGAGGCAGACCUUAUUGAUUCAGGUCAAAAUAUAAUAAUGAAUUGGGGUUAUCGGCUAUAGGACAAAAUCUAUAAAAUUAUCUUUUUGCUUCGAAAUGUUAAGCUGAAAGCUAAAUUUUAAAGGGGCAGACAUAUAUUUGAUUUAGAUCAAAAUAUAAUAUUGAAUUGGGGUUUAGUUCCUGUGUUAUUUCGAUCAGUUAUAGGACAAAAUCUAUAAAAUUAUAUUUUUGCUUCGAAAGGUUAAGCUGAAGUCGACAUGUUUACUAAUAUUUGUUUAAAAUUGUCAAUUGAUUUAGUGUAUCGACAGCAGAACACAAAAUCGAUUUUAUCUGUAGGCAGAUGAACACACGUACAGUCAUGCCACAAUCGAUAAUUUUAUUUUUGACCCAAUUGAAAACGGUUUAGCCAUUUCAAAACAUGUAUGGACUCAUUCUUCCAGGUUAUGAUUUUUUCAUGUAAUUAAAUUGGUAACGAAUAACACAUAGUCUGGAGGUUCAGUGCGGGGGUGUCCAUCAAAUGGGCACAAAACCAGACACAACUUUUCUAGAGUAAAAUUAUGCGUAGAAUACGAUGCCUAGUGGUAAUCAGUCCGCCGUUGGGGCGUUUUCGAGAUAUUCGGGGUCAAAGGUCAAAUGGGUUCAUUUGCACUGAAAGUGAAUGCGCAGUCAUUCUUGUAUCAAGAAAAUAAGCUGAAAAUGAUCGAAACUAAUCACACUUUCAAUACAAAUGUAAACUUGCUAAAUUCACGUUUGUUCUUUGUGACCCCAGAGGUCAAAAUUUUCCGUUUUAGCACUAGGAAGAUUUAAAGUAAUAAAUGUCAGCGUAAAAUAUAAAAACUAAACUGAAACCUGUUCUAAUUAAUAAUAGGAACAUUCAAAAUUUAUCUUUAGGUGGUCUUAGCACCGAACUUUUACUUUGGAACGUCGAAAAUGAUCUUGGAUAACAGAACCAAAACGCUUCGGAACCUGUUUCAAAAAUACGUAAAAAUUGUUAAAUCAACCACAUAAAAAACCAAACUCCCGGUUACGCAUGGGCAAUGGAACUUUCCUUACGUUGAAGACUAGGAGGUUCUGGGUGACCGAGACUAAAGUUCAAAAGAAAUAUAGCGGGCGCAUGAUUGUUAGACCGGAGGCUCAGCGCCUGGAUGAUAGAGACUACUUUAGCGUUGCUGAUUUUCGUCAUAGCCAAGGGAGAUAAAUGCAAUUUUAAUUUCCUUUUUAGUGCUGGGCUAGGUUAAAGUAAAGUAAGAGUUUCGCCCCUUCCCGCAAUAAAUCCCAUAAUUCAUAAACAUAAACAAACAUGAAUCGUGGCGACGAAUUAGGAUUAAUUAAAAAAAACAAAACAAAAAAAACCCAACAUAAAUAUGGACCAUGAAGAGAGAAAUUUUACAAUAAAUAAAAAUGAGAGUGUUGGAUAUUGAACUGGCAAGGCAAUCAAAUGGAUUUUCUGAAAUGGCAUUCUUAAAUUAAUAUUAUGGGCGUCGACAUCUUGUUUUAUCCUAGUUAUCUCCCUUAGACUUUGUUUAUGAUAAUGUAAAAAACUGGAUAAUCUAUCCAAUGACCUAUUAUUCUCGAAAGUUGACAACGCAUCCAGACUAAUAUUCGUGGAAUAUUUUUCUGGAUGAUAGAGACUACUUUAGCGUUGCUGAUUUUCGUCAUAGCCAAGGGAGAUAAAUGCAAUUUUAAUUUCCUUUUUAGUGCUGGGCUAGGUUAAAUGUAAAUAAAACUGCCUUUGUUCGUUGUUGUCCUUGUUAUAUUAUUGCUGGACACGGUCAAACUACUCACAACUAUUAUUCAGCACGGCAAUAUACCUACUGCUUACAUAUUCACGCGUUUUGAAUCACCAAGUUACAUUAUGGCUUCUAUGAAGAACAGUAUUCCCCAAUAUACCUUAGUUAAAUUACACUAUUUGUUUUUUUAUUUUACUGUAAAUAUGGUACGAAAACAGUUAUUCUUCCCAAUCAACAGCUUUAACAUAAUAUACGAUAUAGUGUGAUGUAUAAACUGUAUUCUUAUAAUUUACAUUGUGUUCAAUAUAUUAUACAUGAUAUUUUGUUAUUGAAUAAACUGGUUGAUAUUUGAAA